AUGCCCCGAAAUACAACGGAAUGUCACGAAACGCCACGGAAUACUACGAAACGUCAAGUCAUGCCACGAAACACAACGGAAUGCCACGAAGCACCACGAAAUGCCACGAAACACUACGGAAUGCCACGAAUCACCACGAAAUGCCACGAAGCACCACAGAAUGCCACGAAACACUACGGAAUGCCACGUACUGCCACGGAAAGCCAGGAAACGCCACGAAUGCCACGAAACACCACAGAACGCCACGAAACGCCUCGGAAUGCCAUGAAACGCCAGGAAACAACAAUUUUCUAUUUAUAUCUAUCUAUCUAUCUAUCUAUCUAUCUAUCUAUCUAUCUAUCUAUCUUAGUCCGUUCAUAUCUAUCUAUCUAUCUUAGUCCGUUCAUAUCUAUCUAUCUAUCUUAUCCGUUCAUAUCUAUCUAUUUUAGUCCGUUCAUAUCUAUCUAUCUUAUCCGUUCAUAUCUAUCUAUCUAUCUAUCUAUCUAUCUAUAUAUAUAUAUAUAUAUAUAUAUAUAUAUAUAUAUAUAUCCUAGUCUGUUCAUAUCUAUCUAUCUAUCUAUCUAUCUAUUUAUCUAUUCUAGUCCGUUCAUAUCUAUCUAUCUAUCUAUCUAG
Messenger RNA from Acanthosepion pharaonis, 612 nucleotides. The record is from the annotation of a GenBank genome assembly. Lineage: Eukaryota; Metazoa; Mollusca; Cephalopoda; Sepiida; Sepiidae.